CUCAUAUCUUGAAUGGCAAGUAUCAGUGUCUCAUUCAAUGCCCAAGAAUACCCUCCCACCGAUGGCGCAAUGGGCUCGUAGCAUUCAAAACUCGAGUGCUCUUCGUCCUCCAAACACAGGCCAGAUUAAAAAGAUCCGAGGCUUCAGGGGGGUCACUUCGGGAGAUCACCCAGGCCGUCCAGGGGGUGGACGCUAUGGUCAAAGUUUGACGCCAAAGCGAAGCCAUUCUCCUGUCAUGUCAUCGAAGCAUUGCCCCUUGUCUGUCCCGGGAGCUGUCAUAUCACUUCCGCGCCGCCGUUGUUCGACCGUUCGUCAACGGCCUAACUGCGUGUCUGGCCUGGUCUUGACUGCAUGGGCAUACGACAACGGGUCCCUUGUCGCAGACCCAACCUUUUUUCGGUCAUCUCUCGUCCAACUAGCAUUUUACGACCUUGUGCCGUGUAGAGAAGUGCAGGUCUGAUAUAAUCACAGCGUCCUAUGACAGAACGCUUCGUGGUUCUCUG
This is a messenger RNA of Trichoderma harzianum CBS 226.95, 503 nucleotides long. RefSeq lists its product as hypothetical. The record is from RefSeq and is a predicted model, not a curated record. Lineage: Eukaryota; Fungi; Ascomycota; Sordariomycetes; Hypocreales; Hypocreaceae. Bases 38 to 460 code for a protein of 140 amino acids. The transcript has 2 exons.